CAAUAAAAAUAUUUAAUACCAAUUAUGGCUACCCUCAAUGUGCAUAUCAAUUUGAAUUAAUAUCAGCUGAUUUUACAACAAGAGAAAGCCAAAAAUACUUACUAACUACAAAAAAAAGAAUUUCCCCAUGGCCCCAUUAAUCUUUAUGAAUAAAGGUUCAACUCAGUUAAUUUUUCAAAUACCAAAAUAAAUGAGGUGAUUGGAUGGAUUCUCAUUAUAGCUGUAAUCCUAUUAGUGCUUAUGAUGACUAUAUCUCUAAUUUAAGAUUCAGUGGUUGGAUUUGCUAUACCAUUAUUAUCAGUUGUUACAUUCUUCAUAGUAUAUUUAAAUUGGUUAUCUAUGAAGUUUUUUGUAAACUCAUGAAUUUGAAUAUUUUAUUUUGUAUUGAUUCAAAAAGC
Molecule: messenger RNA, 398 nt
Organism: Paramecium sonneborni
Lineage: Eukaryota; Ciliophora; Oligohymenophorea; Peniculida; Parameciidae
Source: the annotation of a GenBank genome assembly